Molecule: messenger RNA, 1095 nt
Organism: Mytilinidion resinicola
Lineage: Eukaryota; Fungi; Ascomycota; Dothideomycetes; Mytilinidiales; Mytilinidiaceae
Product: putative high-affinity glucose transporter
Exons: 2
Coding region: 1-1095 (364 amino acids)
Biological process (GO): carbohydrate transport; transmembrane transport
Cellular component (GO): membrane
Molecular function (GO): carbohydrate:proton symporter activity
Source: RefSeq, a predicted model, not a curated record
AUGGAGAAACCGCUCCCCGGCGAAGCCGCGAAGACCAGCCUCGAAACUGGCAAUGAACGCCCCUCUGCCGUUUUCCAAGAAAACCUCGAACCCAUUCCCACCGCUGAUCUCCCCACCCGCCUCGCCGAAGAGGUAUCCUACGGCCCCGGCGGCAUGCGAGGCAUCCUCUCCUCCCCCUACGUCUUCGGCGCCGCCUUCCUCGCCUCCCUAGGCGGCUUCUCCUUUGGCUACGACCAAGGCGUCAUCUCGAUCAUCAACGUGAUGCCACAAUUCCACGCUCAAUUCCCCGAAACGGCCGACGGCGGCUUCUACACGGGCUUCAUGACGGCGAUGCUGGAGUUCGGUGCAUUCAUCGGAUGCUUCUUCAUGCCAUGGCUAGCGGAUCGUGUGAGUAGGAAGUGGGCGCUGAGUAUCGUCGUUGUGAUAUUCAACAUCGGCGGCAUUAUUCAAACCUCCGCGCCAAACUACGCCGCUCUUGUUAUCGGGAGAACAAUCGGCGGGAUAGGCGUCGGCACGAUGGCAAUGGGCGCCCCCCUCUACAUCUCCGAAAUCGCCCCACCCCAACUCCGCGGCGCCCUCCUCGUCCUCGAAUCCAUCUCCAUCGUCGCCGGCGUCGUCAUCGCCUACUGGAUCACCUAUGCGACCAAAGACCUGGCCGGCGAAAUCGCCUUCCGCCUGCCCUUCGGCCUGCAAAUGGUCUCGGCCACUCUCCUCGGCAUCGCCAUCCACAUCUUCCCCUACUCCCCGCGCUGGCUCGCCAUGGCCGCCCGCCCCGCCGACACCCUGACCGCGCUCGCGCAACUCCGCCGCCUGCCCGCCUCUGACGCGCGCGUGCAGACCGAGUACGCCGGCAUCCUCGCCGAAGUCGCCUUCCAGCGCCUCAUGCUCGAGAAGCACCACCCGGGCACGCGCGGGCUGCGCCUCGAGCUCGCGACCUGGCUCGACCUGCUCGCGCGCAAGAACUGGCGCCGCACGGCCGUCGGCGUCGGCGUCGCCUUCUUCCAGCAGUUCUCGGGCAUCAACGGGUUUAUCUACUACGCGCCCAUCCUGUUCCGCUCGCUGGGGCAGUCGGACGUGCACAGAAGUAGAGUGUAG